UAUUCCCCAUUUCGGACUCCAAUCCUCCACCUAUUUACCAUUUCAUGCCACUCCCCUCCUCUCUCUAUCUUUCCCUCUACUGUGAAAUCUCCGAUCUCUCUUUCUAGCAUCGCUGCUUCGUUCAGCUCCAUCGGCGGUUCCUUCAAACUCAGUCUCUCUCUCUCUCUCUCUCUCUCUCUCUCUCUCUUCUUCUAGGUUUCAGCUUCGCUCUGCAUCAAUGGCGGUUUUCUUGAGCUGAAGAUAUCUCACUCUGUGUGGGGCAUUAGAUGAGGUCAAAGUUUUGAUUGGAAGAAAUCCUAGCAAAAUGCGGUGAUUUACGCUUCGGUUUCAGAUCUAAUUAUUGCUAGUUUUGGUCAUUUUUGGUUUGGAGGAAGUUCAUGAUGACAAAAACGGUGCGUUUGGUGUAAUAUAAACUGUUGCGAGUGGUUGGAGACGUGAAUGAGAAGCUAAGCUAGGGUUUUUGGGGAUUUCUUUAGUUUGAUCUGUGAUUAUUGGUGCUAUUCUGGAGCUAGGGUUUUGGGCGAUGAAUCGGAGUUUUAGGGCUCAGGAACCGCAAAUGCAAGCGGCGGUAAGGCAGAGGCAGCAGCAGCAGCUGGGGGGUCUGAGGGCCUCGGUGAUGAAGGAGAAGGAAGAAGAGCUCGCAUUGUUCCUCGAGAUGAGGAAGCGCGAGAAGGAACGGAAUGAUCUUCUUCUAAACAACUCGGAGGAGUUGGAUGCGCCUUUAGGAUCGAAACCUGGAACCUCUCCAAUAUUUAAUAUUUCAUCAACGCCGGCGCCUGCACCUGCACGCAAGGCUGGUGCUGAUGAUUUCCUCAAUUCUGACAAUGAUAAAAAUGACUAUGACUGGCUUUUAACCCCUCCUGGUACACCUCUAUUUCCUUCUUUGGAGAUGGAAUCUCGAAGGACCAUAAUGAGUCAGCUUGGUACCCCAAAGGCUCGCCCCACUGCGCUGAAAUCUAGGUUAGCAAACCCACAGCUAGAACCUACUACAAGGACGAACUUAGUAUCUAAACAAGCAGCUUCCUCCCCUGGGUUGAACACUUCAAGCGUCGGCCCCCGCAGGCCACCAUCAUCAGGGGGUCCAGGAUCAAGACCUGCAACACCAACUGGGCGCCCGACAUUGACAUCGGCAUCUAGGCCUUCAAGACCCUCAACACCUACAUCAAGGGCGACCUUGACUUCAACUAAGCCCUCAGUUUCUGCAACUAAGCCCUCUGUUUCUGCAACUAAGACCACGGUUCCUGCAGCUAAGCCCACAGUACCAGCAAGAUCCUCUACACCUUUAUCGAGGUCUACAGCAAGAUCUUCAACUCCAACUGCCAGACCCACUUUACCUCCAUCCAAGUCCACGUCAAGGGCAGCAACACCAACUCGGCGACCGUCCACACCAUCAAGUGCACCCAGUGUAUCUGCUCCUCCAACUAAGUCAGUUUCAAGGCCAACUCCGACAACAUCAAGAAAUCCUGUGCCAUCACGUGGCACUUCCCCAACGGUGAAAUCCAGACCAUGGAAACCCUCAGAGAUGCCUGGUUUCUCACUUGAUGCUCCACCAAAUUUAAGGACAUCAGUUCCGGAAAGGCCACUAUCAGCCACAAGGGGCAGGCCUGGACUACCUAGCUCUCGAUCUUCCUCCAUUGAGCCCAGUUCUAAUGGAAGACCAAGACGGCAAUCAUGCUCGCCCUCAAGAGGACGCGCCCCCAAUGGCAUGCUUCAUGCCAGCGGAAGCUCUGUUCCUGCAGUGAGUCGUAUGCAUUCUAAAGCUAGUGACAAUGUGAGCCCAGUCUUAAUGGGAACAAAAAUGGUUGAAAGGGUAAUAAACAUGCGGAAACUGGCACCACCAAAGCAAGAUGACAAACAUUCUCCUCAUGGUAAUCUCUCAGGGAAGUCAUCCUCAUCCCCAGACAGUUUGGGCUUUGGAAGAACCCUCUCGAAGAAAUCCCUAGAUAUGGCUAUAAGGCAUAUGGAUAUAAGGCGAAGCAUUCCAGGUAAUUUACGGCCAUUGAUGACAAAUAUUCCAGCAUCCUCUAUGUACAGUGUGAGGUCAGGGCCUGCACGAAGCAGAGCUAUUAGUGUUUCAGACUCUCCUCUUGCCACGAGCAGCAAUGCUAGUUCUGAAGUUAGUGUGAACAAUAAUGGCCUUUGUUUAGAUGGGAGUGAAGUAGAAGAUGAUAUUGGCAGUGAGAGAGGUGGCCGGUCGCCUGCUAGUAUGCGUGGCAGGUGAUAGUUCUGAGGCCUAUUAUCCUGAGAUAUAUAAACUGCAUUCUAAUCUCCCUAUAUUUUUAUGUUGAAUCUGAAUCAUUCUGACAGCUAAAGAGAGUCGGCUUCCUGAAAUUAUUUCUGACCCAAGUCAUGCUUCUAUGAUUAGUGUAAAGUUGGCAUUGUUGGGAUUUGGGAUUAUGUAAUUCACGGUCGCUGUUUAAAUCAGGGAAGCUAGUUAUGUACUGAACAGUCUCUCUUGCCCAUUUUUCUACACGGUUAUGUCCUGUGUACUGUUUUGAGAAGUUGGACCCAUCUCAUUGAAAACUAGAAAUCAAAUUACCUCCCCAGAUUCAAGAUCA
Molecule: messenger RNA, 2558 nt
Organism: Alnus glutinosa
Lineage: Eukaryota; Viridiplantae; Streptophyta; Magnoliopsida; Fagales; Betulaceae
Exons: 5
Coding region: 524-2221 (565 amino acids)
Biological process (GO): cortical microtubule organization
Cellular component (GO): cortical microtubule
Source: RefSeq, a predicted model, not a curated record